This is a messenger RNA of Schizophyllum commune H4-8, 1695 nucleotides long. RefSeq lists its product as uncharacterized. Gene Ontology annotation, molecular function: DNA binding. Gene Ontology annotation, biological process: mitotic telomere tethering at nuclear periphery; meiotic attachment of telomere to nuclear envelope. NCBI's taxonomy places the organism in Eukaryota, Fungi, Basidiomycota, Agaricomycetes, Agaricales, Schizophyllaceae. The transcript has 5 exons. The record is from RefSeq and is a predicted model, not a curated record. Bases 8 to 1426 code for a protein of 472 amino acids. Gene Ontology annotation, cellular component: nuclear membrane complex Bqt3-Bqt4.
UGCAGCAAUGCCGCGCCCCAGUCUCCCCGUACGCUAUGCGAACUCAAAGAUCCAACAUCUCCUAAACUCUGGCGCCCCACUGCCACCAGUCAAGUACCAGGUCCUCACAUGCCAGGGGACCGACAUCAUCGUUGGGCGUAUGAAGGUUGAGACACCAACGAGCGCGGGCCACUCCUUCGUUCUUCGCCGCUUCGAUACCGGCGCCAUUUCCCUCACAACUAUGUACCGCGCUGCCUUCCCCGACGGUCCCGAAGAUGUAGAGAAGAGCGAGUAUCAAUGGGUCAAGGAAACCCACGACCUCACCGGCACGAACGGCUCCUCCCGCGACACCUCCAUCCCCCGCCUAGCCGGAACUUGGGUCCCGCCCGAUGUUGCCCUUGAACUCGCCCAAGACUACGCCAUCGCACCGCUCAUCCAGAUCAUGGUGGAUUCGAAGCCCGACCCAGAUGUCCACUACCGCAAGAGCGCCAAGUCUGCAGCCAAUUCGAAGGCGGCCUCGGUCAACCCCCCACCAAACCCUCCAACGCCCGCAGCGGCACCUCUUCGCUUCCUCAAUGGCGCUCCAGCGUCCCCCGCUGUGGCGUCGCCACCGUCCAAGCGGCGGAAGGAGUCGUCGCCUGGGCCAUCGCCUGGACCCUUGCCGGUCGUUACGCCAGGGAAGACUGCGCCGCGUCGGUCUGCCCGCUCGCGCACGAGUCCCAGCCCGGCUCCGACGCCGACACGCUUGACUCGUGCUCGAACGAAGAGCCCGCCCGUGACUGGUGUUCCGCCACCGACCUUCGGUGCCGCCAUGUCUGCCGUCCACGCGAGCGAUGCCCCAUCGCCUGCCAAGCCACCCUCCACUCGCGGCAGGCCACUAUCCAAGAGAGAAGCCGUCGUAAUCAUUCCUGCGAAGUCCCCAGUCAAGCCCUCUUCCCGCAAACAGAAUGCCAUCCUAGUCAAGAAGGAAAGCCGCGUAUCUGUCGCGGGCUCGGACGAAACCGCGGUGGAGGAUACACCGCGCGCGUCCAGGUCCUACGAGAAAGUCGUCUCCACGUACGAGCGGGUGGAAACGGACGCGUCAGACGAGCCGCAUCACGACGAGGAUGAGGGCCACCAGGUCAUGUCCGAAGCCAUGGAGGAAAUGCACCGCGCCGACAUCCAGGAGCAGAAGCAGAUGGUAACCGACAUCAUGGCCGCGGGCGGGCGGAAUAUGAACGUCGACGCGGGCUCCUCGAGCAAGCGCGCUCGUGAGGACGACGAGGAUGAGUUGCCGAAGUCGUUCGAGCCGAAGGAGCCGGAGACCGAAAUGCGGCUCAUCAAGUCGAACUCACGCGUGGGGGCGGUCGCGCCGGAGCGGAAGGCGGCGGCGUGGGGCACUGGCUUAUUUGUGUUUGGUGUCGGCGCUUUGACACUUCUGCCGAAUCUGGCCAGCCAGUGGCUAUAGACGAUAUCAUGAUGUUCGGCGUUUUCGGUAUCUAUGACCCUCGACGAAUUGAUUCUCUUUCCUAUCCGUCGCGAUGCUCCUCCGUCGCUGUCUUCCGUCUGCCUUGCCAGUGGAGACUGUCUUCCGCGAUGGUCCUCCGUUGUUGGCAUCCUUGUUCACCCGUAUAUAUGUCUAUGUCUAGCUUUCGUUUUGUAGUGUAUUCGGCCAGGAGAGUGGUGUAAAUCUAUAUAAUGACCUUAUGACCUGUAGAUGGGCUGUGCAAAGGUCAA